Molecule: messenger RNA, 15188 nt
Organism: Aspergillus eucalypticola CBS 122712
Lineage: Eukaryota; Fungi; Ascomycota; Eurotiomycetes; Eurotiales; Aspergillaceae
Product: nonribosomal peptide synthase
Exons: 6
Coding region: 1-15135 (5044 amino acids)
Biological process (GO): amino acid activation for nonribosomal peptide biosynthetic process; secondary metabolite biosynthetic process
Cellular component (GO): cytoplasm
Molecular function (GO): catalytic activity; phosphopantetheine binding
Source: RefSeq, a predicted model, not a curated record
AUGAGUCGGUUCUCCUGCAUCUUUCCUACCCUGACGGAUGGCUACUUGGGCACCGAUCAAGUGGCCUUUUACGUUGUGCCUACGACUGGUCCGGAUACGACAGCAUUGGCCGAGUUGAAGGUCGAGGGAGACAUGUCUCGCCAGUCCCUCAAUUACGCUGCCAAUCACUUGUUGCACCCAGGUCUUGUGGGUGCCGGCCAGGUUUCCGGAGAGACUGCAAAUACCAUCGUCACCUUUGCGGACGAUAUUGAGUCCCUAUUUGUGACACAGACCGAGGAGUCCUUCCUAUCAUUGCAUGUUUAUCGUGAUGAGCAAGGACACAUUUCACUAUCACUUACCUACUACCUAUCUCUGCUGACCGACGCGCAGGCAACAAAUGUGGGUACUGCCUUGGUCCAGGCGCUGGCCGAGGUAGGGACAUGCGACAACGACAGGCUAAUCAAGGACCUCAACCUUAUGAGUCCGGCACACCUAGAGCACAUCUGGCGGUUUAAUGCCGAUGUCCCCGGUAUAUGGGAAGAGUGUUUCCAUGAUGUGAUUGAGCGUCACGCCGCAAACCGCCCACACUCCCUGGCGGUCGAUGCCUGGGACACGAAGCUCACCUACACCGAUCUCGUAAGGGAGGCACGCCUGCUCGCAGCGUACCUCCAGCAGCGCGGCGUAGGUCCAGGAUCUGUGGUCCCCAUUUCCUUUGAACGGUCGGGCGCAGCUCUGGUUGCUAUGCUGGCUGUGUCCAAGGCCGGCGGAGCCUUUGUCAGUGUGCCCCCGAAUCUCCCUGCUGGACGACUCGACGCCAUCCUGGAAGUCAUUGAAGCACCGUUUGUGGUAACUUGGACCAAGUACGAAUCAUUCUGGGCUGAACGUCUGCCUACGCUCCCUAUCGACAAUUAUCCCAAGCCGGCUGCAGACGCGACGGUGGAAGCCCUCGGAAAGCCAGAGGACCUUUUCUACGUGAUUUUCACUAGCGGCUCGACAGGCCGACCGAAAGGUUGCAUGCUAUCCCAUACGAACUGGUUAAAUGGUGCUCUCCGUAGCGCCCCUAAUUGGAAAUAUGGCCCCGAGAGCCGUGUCCUGCAAAUGCUCAGCCACACUUUCGACAUGAGUCUGUUGGAGAUCUGCACGAGUCUAGGAUCCGGCUCUUGCGUGUGUGUGCCACGCGCAGAGGAAAUUGAAACCAGCAUAUCCGACGCCAUCAACAGGUGGCAGGUUAACCAUGUUAUCAUGACACCUUCACUUGCCCGCGCCCUGAGACCGGACGACGUGCCCGGGUUAAAGACAAUGUGCCUGGGCGGUGAAGCCUUCCCCAAGGAGAUAGUCACCAUGUGGUCUGAGCGGAUUAAUCUCUGGCAGUUCUAUGGCCCCAGCGAGUGUUCCAUUAAUUCGUCGUCGCGGCCGAUUACACGGCCCGAUGCGGAUCCAUUGAAUAUUGGUCCUCCCAACUCGGCUGCUUGCUGGGUAGUAGACGUACACGAUUACAAUAAACUGGUUCCUGUUGGCGCUAUUGGAGAGCUACUUGUUUCUGGGCCCAUUGUCGGCAUGGGAUACCUGAAAAAUCCUGUCAAGACAGCCGAGGCCUUCCUUGAUGAAGUUGGAUUUGUGGCGAAGGAUGAUCCCCAGUUUGGUGGACUCCGAUUCUACCGAACAGGUGAUCUCGUGCGUUGGAACUCUGACGGUACUAUCACCUUCUGCGGCCGUGCUGAUACGCAAGUCAAGCUCAAUGGCCAGAGACUCGAACUGGCGGAGGUGGAAUAUCAACUGGGGCUGGAGGCUGGCGUUCAGUAUGCCAUUGCCAUGGCACCUCAGGCGGGCCUGUGCAAGAACAACCUCAUUGCUAUUCUCACCGUCAAGGGUACCAGCACUGGCAACCAGGAUACGGCCGCGGACGAGAUUCCACUGCUGGAUCGCCGCGAUCCGGUCGUCCAGGAGACAGUGAAAAAGUUGCGUUCGCAACUUCAGCACGCUUUACCGCGGUACAUGGUACCGACCAUCUGGGCAUUCGUUGGCCGCAUGCCCAUGUCAGCCUCUGGAAAGAUUGAUCGCGUACAACUGCGGGAUUGGGUACAGAAGAUGAGCCAGGAGACUUUCGACGCAAUAACUGGCCGCAGCUUGGAAGCCGAAGAUCAUGUUCUCGGCCUCAGUCGGCUAGAGCGGGAUAUUCAGCUCGCCUGGGCUGAGGCGCUGGGUUUAUCCGCCGCCGAAGUAGGACUGCAGCAGCCAUUUGUUGCGCUGGGCGGGGAUUCCAUCAAGGCCCUAGAUGCCGUAGCCAGAUGUCGAGCUCGUCAAAUCAAGAUUAGCAUGGUGCAUAUCUUGUCUUGCGAAGGCGUCCGAGAGGCUGCCUCUUUGGCAGAAGUGCAGAUAACCCCUCCUCAGCAGGUGGCGGAGAUGGCAGUGGAUUACUCGAACCUCUGGACCCGGUUAUCAUACGACUACGAUCUUGACAAGCUAGGUGUAACGCAAGUUGAAGAGGUAGAGGAUGUUUUCCCCUGCACCACCAUGCAAGAGGGCAUGUUCCUCGGCCAGAUUCGUCGGCCUGGAGCUUACCACAUGCGCUUCUUCCACCGCGUGCAGCUGAAAGGUGGUUGCCUGCCUACCGUCGAACGCAUCCAGCAGGCCUGGGCAUCCCUUGUCGAGAGACAUCCUUCACUACGCACAGUUUUCGUGGAUGACCUGUCCCCAGAAGCCAUAUACCAUUCGAUCGUGUUGCGGUCGGUUCCAAUGGAGCUUAGAAUGCGUGAGGUGCCGCGCGACCUCAGCGCUGAAGCCGCCCUCGCCAUGUUCACGGAGGAGCUUGUGCCAUUUCCUGCCAAUGCCCCCUUACACCGCAUGCUUUUGCUUACCUGCCGGGGAAGGGUACUGUAUUUUAUGUUGGAAAUCUCUCACGUCAUCAUGGACGGCUAUGCGCUGUCGGUUUUCCGACGCGAGUUCAUCCGCGCUUGCUCCUCCAGUACCCCCCUACCGCGAGGCCCAGACUACCGCAUGUUUGUCAACUACAAUCGCACACGGCAAACCGACGACAGUGCGAGGUAUUGGACUAACUACUUAGCUGACUGUGUACCGUGUCACAUCCCUACUCAUGCAGUGAGUGCACCGAGUGAUGACCCCCCUGAAUGGCCUCGGACGCUGCAGCGGCGCGACUUCGGCUUUGACAACAGUGCGGCGUUCCUGCAGCGAUGCAAAGAGCGCCAGGUUACACUCGCUUGUGCGAUCCGCGCUGCAUGGGCGCUGGUGCUGCGCGCCUAUACCCAAUCAGAGGAUGUUUGCUUCGGCUACGUCUCGUCCGGACGCAACGUGCCGGUGCCCGAGGUCGAGACCAUCUUUGGUCUGUGUCUCAGUAUGCAGGUCUGUCGAGCAAGACUAAGCGAGGCUUCCACGAUUGCUAGUCUCGCUAGGAAGAUCCAGGAGGAUUAUGUCGCUAGUUUGCCGUUCCAGCACUACCCGUUGGCUGAGGCACAACGCGGGCUGAAGCAAGCACACGGACAGGGGCUAUUCAACACGGCGAUCUCCAUGGAAUGGGUGCCUCCGAGUGUAGAGGAUGAGGAUGCCUUGCUGGAUUUGGAGGAAAUUCGUGAACAAGAUGACCCGACUGAGUACGACAUCGCCAUCAGUGUGGAUGUCCAUGAAGGCCACAUAAAACUGGGCUUCCUCUAUUGGCCUAAUUUGACGGACUUCGAUAUCGCCCAUCUAGCCGAGGCCCUGCGGGGUGCCAUGAACCGCUUUGCCUUCCAGCCCGACGAGGCUCUCAACACUCUCAGUCUACUGCAGGCUAGUGAUGUGUGCUCCGCCCUGGCUGGCGGACCUACGCUGCUGCCUCUCGAAGCCGUCCGCGGCAAUGUGGUGUCAAUGAUCGACCGCUGGGUGACGCGCCAGCCGGAAGGCGCUGCCAUCGAUGGAUGGGAUGGAUCCCUGAGCUACAAGGGACUGCAUGAGCAGUCUUCCUGGGUAGCUCGCAAUCUUCUCCACCAAGGCGUACAACUCGGAGACCGCGUUCUGGUGUGUGCAGACCGGUCGAGUCGUACCGUAGCCACCGUUCUAGGCAUCGUGCGGGCCGGAUGCGUGCUGGUGCUCUCGAACCCAACGGACCCAGAGAAGCGCCUCCAAUGGCUGGCAAAUAAGUGCAAUGCUGCCCUGAUCGUCGCCGAUCCUACAUACGAAGAACGUUUUGCGACUGCUGGUGCCCGUGUACUAUCAACGACCUCUGUCUGUGCCCCAGCAGCCUGGGACUACGAGUUCCCAUCUCUAGACGAACAUGACCUCGUCAGCAUUCUCUUCACUUCCGGAAGCACUGGCACCCCGAAAGGCAUUUUGAUGGAGCAUGGCGCACUCGCGACCAGUGUGCUCCUUGGUCAUGGCCGUACAUUACGCUUCUCGCGCCACACCCGCAUGCUGCACUUUGCCUCGUUGACCUUCGACGCUGCCUUGGCGGAGAUGUUCACUACCUUGGCACAUGGCGGGUGUAUCUGCGUGCCUUAUGAGGAAGAUCGUCUUUCUGACGUGCCUGGUUGUAUCUCCCGCUUUGCGGUCAACACGGCUAUGCUGACCCCCUCGGUCGGGAGGCUGUUGGACCCCGGGGCUCUGCCAACAUUGAAGACCCUGAUAAUGGUCGGCGAACCGAUGUCCCGGUUGGAUGUGGAGCGGUUCGCUCCGGUGCUUGACCUGUACAACGGUGCAGGGCCUACAGAAACAUCCAUCAUGGUUACAAUCGCCGGGCCGAUGAAACCUACUGAUGAGCCAGUAAAUCUGGGCUAUGCUGUCGCUGGGGUCAGGUUGUGGGUGACUGAGGCCGAGAACCCUAAUCGACUGGCUCCGUUGGGAGCAGUCGGCGAGUUGAUCGUCGAAGGCCGCUUGGUCACUCGCGGAUAUCUGGAUGACCCAGCACGGACGCAGAAAGCCUUCCUUCCGAGUUUGCCAUGGCUUCCAUCACAACAUGCCUUGUACCGAACAGGUGAUUUGGUGCGGUAUGCUGACGAUGGUAGUCUACGGUAUAUGGGACGGAAGGACACGCAGGUCAAGUUGCGCGGACAACGCAUUGAGUUGCAAGAGGUCGAGUAUCAUCUGCGAAAGAGCUUGCAGCAAGCACAGAUUGUGGUGGAGAUGGUCGUUCCGGCGGGGAAGAUGCGUGCUCAGGCUAGCCUGGUCGCUUUUGUCAGUGGGCUGACUGCGGCAGAUGUUGAGUCAUCGUCUGCAUGUAACUUGGAAGGAACGAUACCUAUCUCGCAAAUUGUCUUACCCAAGAGUGCGUUUCAAGCGCUUGAGGAAGUCCUGCCCCGCCAUAUGAUACCGUCGGUGUAUUAUGCCCUUGACACUAUUCCGCUGUCGGUCAACGGCAAGGUAGAUCGGCGGCGACUGCGUGAGAUGGGUACCUUGCUGCUAGCAUCUAGUGCCGCCCAUAAGAACAUCAUUGAAGGAAUGAGCAAGUCCGUCAAAUGGACGCCAGCAUCGGAGCUGGAGCGGACACUGUUGGAGUUGUGGGCUGCGACACCGGGACUCGAGGCUGAUACAAUCCACGGCGAUGACAGCUUCCUUGAAUUAGGCGGUGACUCUGUCUCUGCCAUGAAGUUGGUAGCCACAGCUCGGGAUAAAUACAAGCUGUCUUUGAGCGUUCCCCAGAUGUUCAGAUACCCGACUAUUUGUCAGUUAGCCGCCGAAGUUGGGGGACCCGCUGGGCAGUCAGCAAGCUCAGCUUCAUCCACAACGGAGGAAGGGUUUACAUUCAGCACGCCAGACGACUCUUCCACUAAUGACGGAGUCGACGACGACUUCUUACAGCUGGCCGCUGCCCAGCUGGCCCAAUUAGCCCAAGAUAAGGGCAAGAAGGUGGAUAUUGCUGCUCUUCUGAAGCAGCUGCAGGGCGGUUCCUCUUCCAAUAAGACUCUGUCCGUGUCUUUCUCUUCUUCAUCAUCUUCGUCAUCUAAAAGGAAGAAGAAGGCGGCCCUGGCCGAAGCAGCAGCUCCUAUCCCUGUGCAAUUUUCCUUGUUGGAUGGUGGCGCUGAUGUUCUGGAUAAGGUCCGUGCACAGGCUGUAGAGCAUUGCAAGAUCCCACACGAGGAUAUUGAAGAUAUUUAUCCCGCCACAGCUUUGCAAGAGGGGAUGAUGGCACUCACGGCCCGCACACCUGGGGUUUAUACCACAACUUUGACCUGCGAUCUUUCCGAGCAGGUCAAUCUCGCACGGCUGCACUACGCCUGGGGUAAAGCUGCUGAGGCGCAUCCGAUCCUCCGGACCCGGAUUAUCCUGACCGACAACAACAUGGCAGUGCAGGUUGUGCAGCGUGCGAAAGGGCUUCCAUGGGACACAUAUUCCUUGCGAGAGGGCGACGUUCUCCCGGACCUAACGUCGAACAUGACCUCUGGAUCUCCCCUUCUGCGCCUGGCUGUAGUACACCGGCAAAGUCAACCUCGGAUGUUCCUGGUGGCCAUUCAUCAUGCUCUCUACGAUGGAUGGUCGAUGCCACUCCUCAAGCAGGCAGUUGAGGAUGCCUACCAUGGUCGGGACUUGCGGCCACAGCUCUUCACCCUGUUCAUCAAACACCUCAUUGCGGGCAAACCGGCGGCACAGGACUUUUGGACCACGCAUCUGGACAGCUUCGCAGGAGGCGUGUUCCCUAAUUUGCCCAGCGUCGACCACCAAGUUCAGCCGAAGGAACGCCGAGCUCGCUCACUGACUCUGCCAACAGCGACCCCCAGAUCCCAGUAUAGCAUGGCGACAAAGAUUCAAGCAGCUUGGGCCCUGACUGUGUCGCGAUAUGCAGAGGCUAAUGACAUUGUCUUUGGUACUGUUAGUACCGGACGUUCGGCGCCUGUGCCAGCCAUUGAUCGUAUGGUCGGUCCCACCAUUACGACUGUACCUGUUCGCAUCUCGCUCGGUGACCAAACAGAGCGAGUCAUCUCAAUACUGCAGAGGGUACAAGAGAAUAGCUGGAACAUAAUGGAUCAUGAACACCUGGGCCUACAGCAUAUCCGCCGUCUCGGUGAAUCUGCUGCUGCCGCUUGUAGCUUCCAGACGCUGCUAGUAAUUCAGCCGCGUGAACAGACUGACACCAAGUAUCGUUAUACGUUGCUUUCAGGAUUGCAGGAUGUGGCCGAAUUCGAGGGCGUGGAUACGUAUCCGCUAAUGUUGGUCUGCGAGCCUGACGGUGCCAGACUGCAUUUGACUGCCGUAUUUGAUCCAGCCGUUCUGGACGGAGCCACGUUGGACCGAAUGCUCGCUCAUUGGGAGCUCGUUCUAACCCAGCUGUGGAAUGAGUCUGAUAUGGCAGUAAUUGAACUGGAUACUGUAUCGUGCACUGACAAGGAGACACUGAUGCGAUGGAAUACUGGACAAACAAUCCCUAACGCGUGUGCCCAUGACGCUGUGUAUGAGUGGAGUGUCCACACCCCCCAUGCACCCGCUGUCUGUGCUUGGGACGGGGAAUGGACCUACGAGGAAGUAGAGAGGUGCUCAUCCCUCAUAGCUGGUCAUAUUCUCGCCCAUGGUGUAUCCUGCGGAGACUCUGUCGCUCUUUACCAUGAAAAGUCACGGUGGGGCGCGGCCGGAAUUCUCGCGGUGUUCAAAGCCGGCGCCAUUCUGAUUGCUCUUGACCCGACUCAUCCCACAGACAGAAUCAAGGAUAUCCUGGAUCAAGCACGACCACGUCUCAUCCUGACCUCCCAGUUCCUCCUCGAUGAGGCAAGGAAUCUUGAGACAUCGGUCCUGAGCGUACAGUUCGCAGCGUCACAACCGUUGCCCGAAGGAUGCUCCCCUCUGCCAAAAAUAAACUCCACCCAGGCUGCAUAUAUCCCCUUUACCUCGGGAUCAACAGGUCGACCAAAGGGGAUUCCCCUUGAUCAUCGUGGUCUGGCGGCUUCAACUGCAUCAAUAGCUCGUUCCUGCCUACUCAGCCCAGCAUCUCGGGUCCUUCAUUUUGCCAGCUUCGCCUUCGACGCCAGCAUGAUGGAACACCUGAUAGCAUGGCACGCUGGUGGCUGUCUAUGUAUCCCCGAUGAAACUGCAAGGCAGACGGACCUGGCCAAGUGUAUCCGGGAUUUCAACGUUACUUGGGCUUUUCUCACACCUUCCUGCCUAAGACUAAUUACCCCCGACGACGUUCCGUCCCUCCAAGCCCUGGGACUAGGUGGGGAGUCUAUGACGUCCGAAGAUAUCAUCAUCUGGGGCCCGAGACUCCGUCAGAUCAUCCAGCUAUAUGGUCCUGCAGAAUGUUGCUUUGUGGCUGCAUUAAAUGAAGUGACAAAACCAUCUGAGAAUCGUUUGAUCGGGAGACCCAACGCCUGUCGAUGCUGGGUAGUUGACCCACGGAGCCCAGAUCGCCUAGCGCCCAUAGGCGCUGUCGGGGAAUUGAUAAUUGAGGGGAUUACUGUCGGUCGGGGUUAUAUUAACAGUCCUGACCGAACCACUCGGGCAUUCAUACGGCCUCCUAAUUGGCUUCAAACACUGUAUCCUGACGACCAUGAGCCAAAGCGGCUCUAUCGAACCGGUGACCUCGUGCGUUAUGCUGGUGUGGACGGCAAGCUGGCCUUCAUCGGGCGAAGAGACAGUCAACUCAAGCUUCACGGACAACGUAUUGAGUUGGCGGACGUCGAAGCUCACCUCCGUCCUCUAAUACAUGGGACGCAAAAGAUGGUUGUCGAGAUGGUUCACAGUGCAGACAACCAGAAUCCCAUUUUGGCUGCCUUUCUGGAAGAAAUGUCAACGUCACAAAAUUCCGCAGAGCGAGAGGUUGGACUAUUGCACCCAAGUCAAUCCCAAUGUGCCCUAGACGUUAUGGCCAUUCAUAGCGCGUUAUCUCGAACGGUUCCACAUUACAUGAUUCCCAGCAUGUAUCUACAUAUUUCGCGUCUGCCUCUAAGUGCAUCUGGAAAGCUGAACCGCCGCCAUCUGCGCGAGAUGGUAGCAGAGCUUCCACGCCAAAGGCUCAACGAGUACGCUGCUGGAUCAAGCCUCAGCGUUCCUGACCGACCAAAAACAUCCCAAGAGCAGGAGAUGCAGGCUAUCUGGGCCCGAGUAUUGUCACUUGACCCGAACACAAUUGGAGUCAACGAGGACUUUUUCCGCAUCGGCGGUGACUCAAUUUCCGGGAUGCAAGUCGCCACAAAAUGCAAUGCGGCUGGCAUCCAUAUCACUAGUGCGGAUAUCUUCCGAUACCGUACCAUCGAGCAACUGAUAUGCCAUCUUAAUUUUAUCAGAAUCACUGACUGCGCGUCAGUCUUGCUACCUGCAGAGCCGGUGGACGAAUGGGUUGCUCUAGCCCCUAUCCAGCAACUGUUCUUCGAAGUUGCCCCAGAGGGGCCGAAUCACUUUAACCAGAGCCUGCUCCUUCGCACUAGUCGCCGGGUCAGUGUAGGGGAACUCGCCGGAGGCUUGGACAUUCUCGUUGGAAGGCAUUCUAUGCUACGCGCGAGAUUCUGCCGCAAGGAUUCCGGCCAGUGGUUCCAGCAGGUAAGGUCACUGGAUUCUGAGCCUGCUAGUGCCUUUUACCGGUUGGCUGCGCACAACCAGAUCACUCGUGAGUCGCUACCAACACUUUUUACAGCGGCUCAGAUGGCAUUGUCUAUUGAGGAUGGGCCGCUCUUGACUGUGGAUCUGGUAGAGCUCGAGGACGGUAAUCAGCUCGUCUACCUGGCGGCCCAUCAUCUCAUUAUUGAUUUUGUCUCGUGGCGCAUUUUGCACGGGGAUCUGGAGGAAUAUUUCCAGACAGGCUCUCUGAGUUCCGCUACAGGGUCGGUUCCUUUCUUAACCUGGACUCAAUUACAGGCCGAAUACAGCGCCGAACACCUCCCCCCCCUAAACGAUGACUUUGAUGUCAUGAGGUACUGGGGAAUUUCUUCCGAGUCGAACACGUUCGGGCAAACCUCAAUAUCCAGAUUUACCUUGGACCGCACUGUGACUGACAUCCUCUUCGGAAGCGCCAACAAUGUGAUAGAUACUCGACCGGUUGAGAUUUUGCAGGCCGCCCUCUGGUACUCUUGUAAUCAAGCCCUCACUGACCAUCCGGGUCCAAGCAUUUAUGUUGAAAGCCAUGGGAGAGAGCCUUGGACGAAUUCCAUCAACGUCUCGGGAACGGUUGGUUGGUUUACGACCAUGUCUCCUUUAGUAUCCACUCCAUGGGAUCACCUAUCACGGAAAUCAAUGCGGGACUUCGUCGAUGUACUCAGCUAUAUCAAGGACCAGCGCCGACGCAUUCCGGCAAACGGAUGGGCAUACUUCACUUCUCGCUACCUGAACGACGAAGGCAGGGUUGCAUAUGGGCGGACAAAGCCGGUUGUGGAAGUUCUGUUUAACUACAUGGGCCAGUACCAGGAGAUGAAGCGUGACGACGCCAUGCUACAGCUGGCUGGCGAUGAUAUCCAGUCCGGCACUGGUGCUUCAGACAUUGCCGACAACGUGCCACGCUUUUCGUUGAUCGACGUUACCGCGUUCACUGCGAACGGGUGCCUAACCUUCGAGUUCACAUUCCCGCAAUUGAUGCAGCAGGAUGCUCGACUGGAACAGUGUAUUAAGGAGUGUGAACGUACUCUCGUCGCCGCGGCUAGUUCACUGCCAGCGGAAGGACCCCGCAAGACGUUGACUGACUUUCCCCUUAUGUCUGCGCUCACCUACGACCAACUGAGCCAGUGCCUCAAUUAUACGUUGCCUUCGAUGGGUCUACGUGCCCAAGACGUCUGGAAUAUCUACCCUUGCUGCCCCGUGCAACAGGGCAUGUUGCUGGCCCAGCUGCGCGAUCGGCAGGCAUAUCAGCAACGAUUCAGGUUCCAGGUUAUGUCUCGCGGGCCAACAGACCAACUUCCAUUGGAAAAGGUGAAAGAUGCUUGGACGGAAGUGAUCAAUCGACAUGAAAUCCUCCGUACUCUCCUUCGCCCAGUUUCAGAUCACAGCCACUUUGACCAGGUAGUCAUGGUCCCUGGUAGCCUUCAGCACCUGGUUCGAAUUAAUGCGAUGAAUGACAAUCCCACAGAGGGCCUACCUCACACGAUCAACAUCACCAGCGACUCGACUGGCACCACUAUCUGCGAGUGGAAUGUCAGUCAUGCAUUAGUCGAUGCUAUGUCGAUAGCUGUCAUUCAACGGGAGGUCAAUCAAGUGUUCGAAGGUGCGCUGGGACAGCAUCGAGAUGUACCGCAAUACGUGGAUUACAUUCAAUGGCUUUCUCUGCAAGACAACACCGAAGCGCAGGCAUAUUGGCAAAAUUAUCUCAAUGGGGUGGAACCAUGUCUCUUUCCAAAGCUGACGUCUUCGCCAGAUAAGGUCGAUUCGGAGGGUACUAUCUCUGCCAUUCGUGCCACCUGGUCCCGCGAUGCUCGGAUGGACGAGCUGUGCCUUAGGCACGCUAUCACAUUGACAAAUCUAUUCCACAUUGUCUGGGCCAUCGUGCUCGGCGCUUAUGUGGGCACUGAUGAAGUUUGUUUCGGCUAUACAGCCCUUGGCCGAGAUGUGCCUGUCAACCGGGUUGAGACGAUGGUCGGCCCUUUAGUCAAUGUUCUUGCCACGACCGUCCGACAUCAAGAGGACGAGACAAUCUUGAAUGCACUCCUCGUCCAUCAAGCCCACCUCACUAAUAGCCUCCAACAUCAACAUUAUGCGUUGGCAGACGUGUAUGCGUCUUUGGGACUGGUCGGAUCUCAGCUGUUCAACACUAUCGUAUCGUUGCAAGAUACAUCUCACUUCGAUGCUCCAGACGAGCAAAGAGCCCGGCUCGAAAUGCUACCUGCAAAUGAUGUCUCAGAGUAUGAUGUGGCCCUCAAUAUCGGUGUUGACAAAUCCUCUAUUCAGCUGGUCUGCAGCUACCAAAGCGUAUCUCUGUCCGCGGAGCAGGCCGACGCACUACUGCGAACGGCCUUUCAUGUACUGGGUGAAAUCCUGAGGGACCCCACCCAACGAUUUUGUGAGCUCGAGGUGAUCAGCCCUAAGUGUAAAGAGCAACUUGUGAGAUGGAACGCUGGCAUGCUUGCCCCGACCGAUGAAUACAUCCAUGAGAAGAUACAAGGCCAGUGCCGUAUCCACAAUUCCCGACAAGCCGUUUGUGCCUGGGACGGCAUGUUUACCUACGCCGAAGUCGACGAUUUGUCUUCACGCCUGGCAGCACGGCUCAUUAGAAUUGGGGUUACCUUCGAGGACAUCAUCCCAAUCUACUCACCCAAAUCCCGAUGGACGGUCAUCGCCAUUCUAGGGGUUCUAAAAGCUGGGGCUGCCUUCACGCUUCUGGAAACAUCACAUCCAAUGGCUCGACUGCAUGUGAUAUGCGACCAGAUCAAGGCUCCUAUGAUUAUCGCACCAGCAUCGCAUGCCGUUCCAGCGGCCAAUUUGAUUCCUAUUUUAGUCGUGCUCGACAACAUCACGUCCUUGACCCAGGAAAAAUCAGACCUCUUACCGGCUGUCGGUAUACCACCAGCUGGAGAAGCUCUCGCCUAUCUUAUCUUCACAUCAGGUUCCACGGGAAACCCCAAGGGGGUAAUGGUCACCCAUCAAAAUUUGUGCAGUAAUGCGUCAAUCAUCACAACGUCUGUCAACAUGACUUCCGACAGCCGGGUGCUACAGUUUGCAUCACAUGCAUUUGAUGGGUGUAUCUUGGAGUUACUGGGUGCGCUGAUCGCAGGUUCCUGUCUGAUCAUCCCGUCCGAGUCGGAGAACAAGGAAGACCUGGCUGGUUGUAUCGAGCGCAUGGACGUCACCUGGGCACUUCUGACCCCUUCCGUCGCAAGGAUCUUGGAGCCAGAGACUCUUCCCAGACUCCGUAAUUUAGUCCUGGGUGGCGAGCCGAUAGCUGCUUCGGAUUUAGAUAUGUGGCGGGGACACGUCCAGGUGGUGUGUGCCUAUGGCCCAACCGAAACCACCAUUAUCGCUAGUACGACAUCACCCUCCACGUUUCCCACGGAUGGUAAGGAUAUUGGCUUGCCAAACGGAAGCUCCAUUUGGGUUGUCUCCAGGCAGAACUAUCAAAAGCUGGCGCCUCUUGGAGCCACAGGCGAGCUUUUGAUUGAAGGACCCAAUGUAAGCCUGGGUUAUCUUGGUGAUCCAGAGAAAACCAAAGAAGCCUUCCCGGAUUCUCCACGCUGGCUGUCACAGCUCCGGAAAUCGCCUCCCAGGGUCUACCGAACCGGUGACUUGGUUCGCUUCGAUACAACUACGGGCACCAUUCGCUUCGUGGGACGCAAAGAUAACCAGAUCAAGUUCCAUGGGCAGCGCAUCGAGCUCGGUGAGAUUGAACAUCAUGCUCAGUUGGCUUUUCCGAGUGCCAGCAUGGUCAUCGUCGAUUUGAUUACCCCUGAACAACCUCAACAGCCAUAUAUCGUUGCAUUCGUACAUCAAUCAGACGCAACGAAUGAAACGACUGACACAACCGACAGCCUCCUGCUUCCUCCCUCCGAAGCCUUCCGAGCAGACGCUCUGGCAGCGCAGAACAAGAUGCACGAACGACUCCCGCACUACAUGGUCCCAGCAGUGUUCCUCCCUUUGCAUCGGCUUCCUCUAUCAGUCACUGGCAAAGCCGAUCGGAAACAUCUCCGACAAUGUGCACUUGCUCUGUCCAGCCCUGAGCUUAAUACAUACCGCGCCACGGCCUCGACGAAGCAUACGCCUUCCACCGCAGAGGAGCGGAAAAUGCAGGAAUUGGUUGCAACUGUUCUGGGAAGGGACCCUACUGAAAUCGGCAUGGAUGACAGCUUUUUCUAUCUGGGGGGUGACUCCGUGCAAGCAAUGCGGCUGGUUGCUGAGGGUCGUCAGCAGGGGCUUGCCCUGUCCCUUCGAGCGAUUUUUGACUCUCCCCGUCUACGUGACCUUGCCGACCAGGCCAGAAGUCCAAACGCAGAUAAUCAGCGAGUGUCGACCGCUUCAUCAGCCGGUCCACGUGAUGAUUGCGACCAAAUAGACAGAAUAGUUGCAACUAACUCCCUCAACAAGGCUGACGUAGCUGAUGUCCUUCCCACAACCUCCUUCCAGCGCCACUGGCUAGAAGCACAACUGAAGAGCUACAUUGUCGUCGACAUAUCAGGCCCGGUCGACCCGGCCCGUCUUCUUAGGGCCAUGCAUCGUGUGGUGGAGGCUCACCCAAUUCUCCGAGUCUCAUUUGUGCCUUAUGAAACCACUACCCUGCAAGUUAUCCUCCGCACGGCAGUGGCCAUAACCAAUGCCGACCUGUCCACCACCACCGUGGAAGAAUUUUGCCGCCGAGAUGUAGAUGCCCAGAUGGCUCCAGGAGUGCCGUACUUGCGCGUCAUUCUAGCAACCCAAGACAAAGCCGACCAUAAACUAAUCAUGCGACUUUCUCACGCCCAAUACGAUGCCGUCUCACUUUCCCUCCUCAUGAAUGAUCUGAGUCAUGCAUACGCAAACGAGAUUCAUCCCUUACCUUCAACCCACUUCCCCCGAUUCAACGACUACAUUACCUACCAGCAAGCUCAGAGAGCCGAUCCCACAGCGACCACAUUUUGGCGUCAUCUCCUCCAAGAUGUCUCGCUCACCUACCUUAACCUCCAGCCAGCUGAGUCCUCGGCCAGCAAUGGAACUCCGAUUAUACUUUCCCGCGACAUCAACAUCGCUGCUUUCCCCUCACUUCCCAGCGAUAUUACCAUAGCCACAACGAUCAAAGCAGCCUGGUCCCUGGUCCUAGCCCAGAAGACCGAUUUUCUUGCCGUGAUAUUCGGCCAGGUCGUUCACGGUCGGGCUAUUGCCCUUCCUGGGGUUGAGGGAAUUGUCGGUCCCUGUGCCAAUGUCACGCCCGUUGUCGCACGCCUGGGUCUUCAGACUACGGGAAUGGAAUUAAUGCAAACAUUGCAAGACCAACAUCGCUCUGCUAUGCCGUACGAGACGGUGGAUCUUGAUGACGCGCUGGCGUAUGCCAAGGACUCCCAGGCCGGGCGUAAAGGGUUACAAACAAUCGUGCAGCAUCAGAAUAACGUGAUGGUUGAUGAUGUGGAGUUGUCGCUCGGAGAGGUGAAGUGUGGGGUAGAUGCCAGGGCAGUAGAUCAUCUGCCGAAAGAGGUAUGGGUCUAUUCGUCUGUUGAUGAGAAUAGACCGGGUAUGUUGGAGGUGAAGAUCAUGUCAUCGACGUUGGUGAUGGGUGAGGAGGUUGCGAAGGAGUUGAUGGGUUUGCUUGUAGAGAAGAUAGUGGGGUUGUUGAGGCAUCCGGAGAUUGUCUGUGUUUGAUUGAGCUUUGUUGGGGAGUCGGAGUAGAAUUUGGACGCAAGUAUAUAGAUUGU